GAAAUAUUCUGGAUGGAUGGCUGCUGGAAAUCCAUUGCCAUAGCCAGCUCUUCUUCAGUACUUAAGGAUUUACCCUGGCAUUGAGUAAUGAGAAUUUCGAAACCACAUUUGAGAAGUACUUCCAUCCAGUGCUACCUGUGUUUACUUUUGAACAGUCAUUUUCUAACUGAGGCUGGCAUUCAUGUCUUCAUUUUGGGCAGUAUCAGUGCAGGUCUUCCUAAAACAGAGGCAACCUGGCAGUUUGUAAUAAGUGAUUUGGAAAAAAUUGACAAUAUUAUUCAAUCUAUACAUAUUGAUACCACUUUAUAUACUGAAAGCGAUGCUCAUCCCAGUUGCAAAGUAACAGCGAUGAAGUGCUUUCUCCUGGAGUUACGUGUUAUUUUGCUUGAGUCCAAACAUCAUCUCCUUAAUGAAACAGUAGAGAACCUUAUCAUCCUAGCAAAUGAUGGUUUAUCUUCUAAUGGGAAUGUAACUGAAACGGGAUGCAAAGAAUGUGAGGAACUGGAGGAGAAAAAUAUUAAAGAAUUUUUUCGGAGUUUUGUACAUAUUGUACAAAUGUUCAUCAACUCUUCUUGAUUGUAAUUGAUCCUCUUCAGCAUUUCUGCUAUUAACAAACAUCUUCCCAUGGCUUAAAGGCAAUGAAACUCUCUGCAGUUCACAUGGGCUGCCCAAACCAAUUUUUCUAACAAGAGGAUGAUCCGGAAUUUUGGAUCGGAUGAACUCUUGGAAAUGAAGGCAGAAAAAUGGCAUUGAGUAACAUGGUGUCUAUGAACCGUCCUCAUAAUUAUUUUGUUCACUUAUUCUUAAUUUAUUAUUGAAGUUGUACAUAUUUGUAGCAUAAUAUAAAAUAUUGAAUAAAAUUGUGCACCUACUUUAUCCUUUGAAAUUGCACUGAUACUUACCCCUUUAAGGAAAUAGG
Messenger RNA from Neomonachus schauinslandi (Hawaiian monk seal), 919 nucleotides. It is a transcript of the gene IL15, whose product is annotated as interleukin 15. The record is from RefSeq and is a predicted model, not a curated record. Gene Ontology annotation, cellular component: extracellular region. NCBI's taxonomy places the organism in Eukaryota, Metazoa, Chordata, Mammalia, Carnivora, Phocidae. Gene Ontology annotation, biological process: positive regulation of tyrosine phosphorylation of STAT protein; positive regulation of immune response; positive regulation of T cell proliferation. The transcript is spliced from 6 exons. Gene Ontology annotation, molecular function: cytokine activity; cytokine receptor binding. The coding region runs from base 88 to 576 and encodes 162 amino acids.